Messenger RNA from Owenia fusiformis, 1266 nucleotides. NCBI's taxonomy places the organism in Eukaryota, Metazoa, Annelida, Polychaeta, Sabellida, Oweniidae. The record is from the annotation of a GenBank genome assembly.
CUCUGUAUUCUAGAAUGGCAUUGAUAUGAGCAAGAUCAACAGUGUUAUGAGAAUCAAACCCGGAGACAAAGUUCUAACAAUCGCAGCUAGUGGCACACACGCCAUCUCCCAUCUUCUCGCAGACCCUCAACAAGUCAUAGCUUUGGAUCUAUUUCCCCCUCAAAUCUAUAUUUCUAAGCUGCAAGCGACUGCAAUGAAACUACUGUCUAGAGAUGAAUUCAGUAAAUUCAUAGGUAUUAAUAGAAAAGCUAUCAAUCCGACUGAGAGAGUAAAAAUAUACCAAGAUAUAAGAAUGGCUCUUGAGCCUAAUACAAAGGAAUUUUGGGACAAAUCUUUGCAAGACAUCAAAGAAGGGAUUUUCUAUUGUGGAGAAUUUAACAAACUGGUUGCUACACUGAGUGAUGAACUGCUGCCUAAAGUUCACAAUAAAGCAAUGAUAGAGAGGUACCUAGCUUUAGGGGAUAACAUGAAGGAACAGGUCCACUUCCAUGAUGCAAUUUGGGACACGGAACAAUGGCGCAUUGCUUAUAAGAGCAUGCGAGACCUGAUGAUUGGUCCAAUGCGUGACUUAAUAGAGGAGAUUGAUAUUACAACAGCAUGUCUUCACCAAUACAACAGAGUGAUCAGAAAUGUCCCAAACAACAAAAACGAGUUCUUAGAACCACUUCUAACAGGGGAUAUUAGCGGUAAAUAUCUAAUGCCUUUGUAUCUCAGAGAAGGAAAUUAUGAAUACAUAAAAGAGCGUCUUGACAGAAUUACAUGGAUUGAAGCAGAUAUAGCAGAAUACAUUGAUAGCGUUGAUGAGAAUGAAUCCCGGAAAGAUUGUCAGAUGUUUGACAGUAUCAAUUUUUCAACUGUCAUACCAUAUAUGACGAAAGAACCUGGCAAAAUCAAGAAUAUGAUCAAAUCUGCUGCAAACAUAUGUAAACCUGGUUCAAAACUUGUAUAUUACACUCUCGGGGAGUUCAGUGUUCUAUACCCAGAUGAGUUGAUAGACAGUGGGGUAAUAAGAUAUGAUGGCCAAGAUAAUACAUAUGGGAUUCCGUUCAUUCCAAUAGUGUCAACUGUAAUACAAAACAUGGCUAACAAGACACCCACUGAUAAAUAUCACACUUUGAAUCAAGAAAAAUGGCCAUCAUUUCAUUAAGACUGCUCUUGCAUCUGUAAUAAUAUCAAGUAGAAUGGAUUUUCAAAGUGCGAUAAAAAUUGUAAAUUGAUUGGAGGUUGUCACAGCAUCUUGUAUGUUUGAUUCAUAUUUUAAGCAUU